Molecule: messenger RNA, 4774 nt
Organism: Pseudopipra pipra
Lineage: Eukaryota; Metazoa; Chordata; Aves; Passeriformes; Pipridae
Gene: TMEM63C
Product: transmembrane protein 63C
Exons: 24
Coding region: 382-2883 (833 amino acids)
Cellular component (GO): plasma membrane
Molecular function (GO): calcium-activated cation channel activity
Source: RefSeq, a predicted model, not a curated record
CUCCCCCGCGGGGCCCAGAGCUCCGGCACCGCAGGCCCCGGCCCCCAGCACCGGCGAGGCGGCGAGAGCAGCCCGGGAACCGCGGCCUCUCCGCCGCAGCGGGGCGGGCGGGGAGGCGGGGCGGCGGCCCCGGCUCCGGCCCCGGCACCUUCCCCUUCCCCUGCCGGUGCCGGGCCGGGGCCGCUGCUGGGCAGCCCGGGGGGACGGCGGGCGCGGAGCCCGGAGUAAGCGGGGCCGGGGCCCCCCAAGCAGAAAUUCAAGCAAAUGCUUCAGCUCCUCAUUCCUGCCUGCUGACUGCACUGGGGUGGCCAUGACUCAACCCAGCUUCCAGGACUGAGGGGCAGAGGUGGUGAGAGACCUGUCUCAGAGUGAGACCCCACAAUGGCGCUGAUGGAGAGCGUGUACUCAGUGGAGCCGGCACCUGAUGGUGCCGCCCCCACCUCGCUGGAUAUGCUCAUCUUCUUGGAUGCCCCGGUGAACAGCACAGAGGAGCAAUGCUUCAGUGCCCGCUCCCACAGCACCGUCCUGGAAGGGCUGCCCUUCGGGGGAGUGCCCACUGUGCUUGCCAUCAACUUCAUCCUCUGGCUGCUUCUCCUUCUGGUCUUCUCCUGUCUUCGGAAAGCGGCUUGGGACUACGGGCGCCUGGCGCUGCUGAUGGACAAUGAUAGUCUGACCUCGCUUUUCUAUGGAGAGCAGAGCGAGAAGGAGAAGUCCCCGUCAGAAAGCAGCCCCCUGGAUGCCGACAACAAGGAUGUGGGAUUCUGCUCCUGGCUCAUUUCUAUCUACCAAAUGAAGGACGAGGAGAUUCAGAGCAAGUGUGGGAUCGAUGCCACCACCUACCUCUCCUUCCAGCGGCACCUCCUGGUCUUGCUGAUGCUGGUCUGUGUGCUCUCCGUGGCUGUCAUCCUGCCCGUCAACUUCUCAGGGGAUCUCCUUGGACACAAUCCCACCCACUUUGGCCGGACAACCAUCGCCAACAUCCCAACACAAGACCGUCUCCUGUGGCUGCACAGCAUUUUCGCCCUCAUCUAUUUCAUCCUCACCAUUCUUUGCAUGGCUCACCACUCUGUCCACCUAGAAUACAGAGAGAACGAGAAGGUCGCCCGGACACUGAUGGUUACCCACAUCCCCAAGGAGAUCACAGACCCUUCCCUUAUCAUCAAGCAUUUCCACGAGGCUUAUCCCAGCUGCACCAUCACCAACGUCCAGUUUUGCUUCGACGUGCGCAAGCUGAUGAAGCUGGAUGCAGAGAGGCGCAAGGCAAUGAAGGGACGGCUUUACUUCACCACCAAGGCACAGAAAGAGGGGAAGAUCAUGAUCAAAACCCACCCCUGCGCCCACAUCUUCUGCUGCCGCUUCUGUGGCUUUGAGCAGGUGGAUGCUGAGCAGUACUAUGGGGAGCUGGAGGAAAAGCUCACAGAUGAGUUCAAUGCUGAGCGCAACCGCAUCACGCUCAAGCGGCUGGACAUGGCCUUCGUCACCUUCCAGGAUGAGCGGAUGACAGCUGUGAUUUUGAAGGACUACAGCCACAUCCGCUGCCGCAAGCACCCCCAGCAAUCCUCUGUCACCACCGUGGUCAAGUCACACCACUGGGGCGUUCGCUAUGCCCCUGCACCCAGCGAUAUCAUCUGGGAGAAUUUGUCAGUCCGUGGCACAUCCUGGUGGGUGCGAUUCAUCCUCCUUAAUAUCUGCCUGUUCGUCCUUCUCUUCUUCCUCACCACACCAGCCAUCAUUGUCAACACUAUGGACAUGUUCAAUGUCACACACCCUGUGGAGAGCCUCAAGAACCCCAUCAUCACCCAGUUCUUCCCCACGCUGCUGCUCUGGGCUUUCUCUGUCUUCCUGCCCUUCCUUGUCUACUACUCAGCGUUCUUCGAGUCUCACUGGACAAGGUCAAGUGAAAAUCAGAUCACCAUGCACAAGUGCUUCUUCUUCCUGGUGUUCAUGGUUAUCAUCCUUCCCUCGCUGGGUCUGAGCAGCUUGGACCUGUUUUUCCGCUGGCUCUUUGACACCCACUUUCUGGACGAAGCCGAAAUCAAGUUCCAGUGUGUUUUCCUCCCAGACAACGGCGCUUUCUUUGUAAACUAUGUGGUCACCUCCAGCCUAAUUGGGACAGCUAUGGAGCUGCUGCGCAUCCCAGGCCUCCUUGUGUACACUGCCCGCCUCUGCUUUGCCAAGUCUGAGCCCGAACGGCUCCAUGUCAAACGGAGCCAAGCCUACCAGUUCCAGUUUGGACUAGAGUACGCCUGGACCUGCUGUAUCUUCUCUGUUGUCAUGACCUACAGCAUCACCUGCCCCAUCAUCGUCCCCUUCGGGUUGCUCUACAUGCUGCUCAAGCACAUGGUUGACCGGUACAACAUUUACUACGUGUACAUCCCCACUAAGCUGAACCAGCGCCUCCACGUGGCCGCCAUCAGCCAGGUCGUGGUGGCCCCCAUCCUCUGCAUGUUCUGGCUGCUCUUCUUCUCUGUCCUGCGCCUCGGUCCCACCCGGCCUGUCACCCUCUUUACCUUUGUGGUCCUCCUCUCCUGCAUCAUCUUCUCCUUCUUUGGCCUCUGCCUGAAGAAGUUGCAGCCACGGAAACCCUCCAGCUACCAGAUGUCUGACCAGUCUGAGGGCAGCUUCAAUGACGUGGAGCGGAGCAGUGUUUCCUCUACCCCUAACUCCAAUCUUUUUGUGGCCACUGUCCUGCAGGAGCCUGAGCUGAGCCUGACGCCAGCGGCCUCUCCGGCACACCAGUCCUAUGGCACCAUGGGCAACCAUCUGGAGCCAGGAGAGGAUGGGGAGGAUGGGGGGCUGCAGAGCUUCGAGACAGAGCUGGAGACAGUGGAGGGCGAGUACAGAAGCGGCCCUGUGAUGGAGAGCCAGGCUCGCUACCAGUGAACAUCCAUGCUGCCGGCUGAGGACCAACCAUGCUGAGAAUGGAGGAUGUGCCAUGGGGCAGGAAGGAGCCUUCCCAGCACUGGUGGGGGCCAUCUCUCUGAUGGCACAGGGGGUGACAGGACUGAUGUGAGGGGGAGACCUAUUGCAUGGGAGGUGGCAGGAGGCUCUGCUGGUCCUUCCCGCUGCCUGGACUGGCUGAGCCCCCUAAUGUCCCCCUGUCACCACCUGCCUCUUCCAGCCCACAGUGGGGAAGAGGGGGUGCAGCAGUAUAGGGAGAGGGUCUCUCUGAGAGGCCAUGCUUUUGGGGGCAGGAGGAAGGCCCUUGCCCCUCUUUGAGAAGGAAGCAGCCCAGACAGCACAGACGAAUGUGCCCACCACCACAUGGUCCUGUAGGUCCUCAGUGGCAGAGGACAGCCACCUCUAACCCUUGCAUCCCACCCCACCCACCCACUGCUCAGGCAGCCAUCUCACUACCUCCCCUGCUGCUGGCCAUCCAGGCUGCUGCCUGCCCCUGCUUUGCCCAUUAAAGCAGAGACUGCUGACAUGCGUGUGCAUUGGUGGAGGAGGUGAGUGCCCAGGGCAGCUCCUACAUCUGCCUGAGCACCAGUGGCCCUGCCCCAAGGCAGGCAUCAAAUGCAAGCCAGCUCUUCCUCAACUUCUCACCCCAUCCUUCCAUCUCGCUACACUAUGCCUACACCCUUGGGCUCUUGGGGAGAAGUGGGAGGUCAAGGGACAAGUCUGUUUAAUGGCUACAAGAGCAGCUCCUUGUCAUUCCUCUCCCCUGGCAGUAUCCCCCUCGUGCUCAUGCUCUCCCUGGGGCUGCCCAUGACACCCAGCAUGGCUCUGUCCUGUUGCAACAGAAAAGCAGGGUGAGGGCUAGCAGGACCCAGACUUCCAGGUCCUCCUAGUCCACCACAUCCUGCCUGCCCUCACCCACAAGCCACAGCUGUGGGAUGCUCCCCCAGCAGCCACACUGCCUCUCGAGUGUGAGUCCUGCUGUGGUUAGUGUAAGCGCCAAUUCCUGCCCAGACAGCAUCCCUGGAGUUUUCCAGCUCGGCCAGAGUAUCUGUGGUGGCCGCUGGGGACGAGGGCUUAUCCUCAGUCCCUCUCCCACCAUAGCCCACCCGGGCAUGCUGGCUCCUUGUUCAGCCCUUCUUAGGCCUCAGGGCUGAUUUUCCUGUCCUUGAUUCUUCUGCUAGCUUCAGAGCAACUCAAGUUGCCACCAUCCUGGAGUGGGGAAGGGAGGAUAGUGCAGCUCUGCCAGCACCGGGGCUGCCGGAAUGGUGAGUGCUGCUGUGCGAAGGCAGGUGCUCAGCUAUGGCACUGCUCAGUAUUAGUGGUGCCACUGGUGGGGGGGGCAUAGUGUGCCAGAUCUGGGCGGGGGGGGGAUUUAAAAGACAGCCCAGAAGCGAGUUGUGGGUCUCAGUUGGACUCAAGUGGACCCUGGGACAUUCCUGUGAUGCUGGUGGGUCUCGGCCCAGCCAGCUGGCAACCCCAUGGCCCCAGUCCCACCCACGCUCCUGCAUGCUAGGGCAGUGGCUGCAGCACACUGUCUACCCAAGCAGUUGCCUCGGGUGAGUCUUGAGCUCAGCUGCUCCCUCCCAACCCCAAAAAGUAUCCCAGGGGUUUGGUGGCUUCCUGCCCACAUGCCCCCAUGGCUGUCCACAGCUCAGCCACUGCCCGCUCCAGGGGCAGCCCCAAACAGGGCAGGGGGAUGCUGGUGGCCUCUCUGAGGGUGGAAGCAAGUGCCUGUGAGUGGCACUGUGUCCUCAGGAGCUGAGGCUGCUGGUCUGAUUGCCCUUGGCUGCCCCACUGUAGGAAUGUGCCAGAGGUCUGUACCUUCUUGUGAUUUAUUGCUAUGACCGUGCCUUGAAUAAAACGACUUCACCCA